UGCCUCUCUACGGAGUACAGGUGGCCAUAAUCACGGCUAACCCGAUAUUUUAUGGGUAUCCUUCCAUUGAAAAAUAAACCAGAAAGGAGCAACUUCCAUCUGAUUCCAAAACUGCCACCUCAGGCAUCAUUGGCUGUUCAGAGGAACCACAGAUCUAUAGAAUCAUACCGUCGUCGGGAAUUACAUCACCAUCGACAUACACAGCGGUUCAUCGUUUCGGAAUGUCUACCCCCAUGGCUAUUGUUCCUCGAUCCGACUGUUUUCAUCGCUAGUAUAUGCGACUCUCCAGCCAUCUCCGCGAACGUCGAACCCAGCGGAUUUGAGAUCAUCCCACUACACCACUACACCGCUAUCAAACAUGUCUCUACCACGCCUCGCCACGGCUUGUUCUUCUUUCGCACCUUCGGUGUAGUAUGGGGGCAAGCCCCACGUUUGGGACGCAGAUCAUAUGUCACCGCGCAACCGCACGAAGCUGAGAAAGGCAGUGACCUCCCAUGGCUUAUCGGAUCACUCGCCCUUGGAGUUCCCUUAGUAACCUAUCUGAUGCAGACCGGACCCGAGAAAAAAGUCCACUACGGCCAUUUCAGGCCGGAAGUAAGGGAGGCCCUUGAGAAAGGACAUCCAAUACAAUCUGUAGACUUGGAGAAGCCGUCUGCAAUAGACCCGGUAUUGUUUUGGUUCUAGCCUCCCCCCAGUGCAAUGAAAUGAAAGCUGACCUUGUAGUAACCAACAGGCCCAAGCUACCAAGUUCCCAGAAGGAUCCGGCACUAUCUCGCACAAACAGGUGGGCCUUGAUAACUACAAUAGCUCCAACCCUGCAAUUGCUAUUGCAGGGAAGAGCGUGAAAGGUGAGGGUGAUACCGACACCACGAAGCUCCAGGGUACUGUCGAUCCAGGACGCCGUCAGGCUUAGAUAGCCGCAAGCAUGCAGUGUCCAGAUCUGCAGAAUAAGAUAGAAUGAUUUGGGAGAUAUCUGGGGUAUAGCUCGGAGUCAUGGAAACUUGACCGUUCCGUGUGCUGUUGUAUCAGGAAAAUCAGCCGUAUGGACUCAAUAUUUUUCUCGUAGUGAUGUUCUCCCUUCAAAUGAACCAUGGAUCAUCCAGG
This is a messenger RNA of Monascus purpureus, 1104 nucleotides long. The record is from the annotation of a GenBank genome assembly. NCBI's taxonomy places the organism in Eukaryota, Fungi, Ascomycota, Eurotiomycetes, Eurotiales, Aspergillaceae.